UAUCAUGCUGUCAUCACUGGGACUUUUCCACUGAUUUUCCACUGAUAUACCUACCCAACAUAUUGUUCAACAGUGAGUGAGUGGGGUAGAGGAGUAAAGUGGGAGGAGAACUGACAGUGUGUAAUAUGGCUGGCGCUGAGAGAGAGAGAGAGAGGUCCACACGGUGUGUUUCUGCUCAGAGGCAUCUCUGCUGUAGCUGAGUGAAAAUCCCCAGUCUCUUCGUACCGUCGUCUGGACUUUAUCAACGGACGGCAAUACCUUUACUAUUAUUGGGAUAUCAUAUCGGUAAUAGUUUGGAUAUCGUGAACAGCCUUUGAAGCAACCAUGUGGAUUUACAACAUUAUUUUUAUGCUCUUAAUUGUCCACUAUUCUGAGUGCAGGAGGAAUGCAUUGCAGGACUACCAGAGAAGCGAUAGUGUGCGAUUGGUCCAGCUGCCAGACUCCGCCCUCCAGACUAUAAGCAGGAAGUUGAGCGUAGUGAAGUGUGCCCGGGGCUGCAGCCGCAACAAGCGACUACUCUUCACCUGCAGAGCAUUUCUGUACGAUCAGAAAAACAGGAAAUGCCAGUGGCUUUCAUUCGACAGGAACUCACCAGGAGUCCAUAGCCAACACGACUUCAACUACCAACUCUACCAGAAGAAAUCCUAUGUGCAGGAGUGCAUAGUAGGGACAGGAGUGAACUACAGAGGGAGGAGGUCAGUAACAGCCAGUGGAAUAAAGUGCCAGGCAUGGGCCUCUCCUAUCCCUCACGAACACAAUUUCCUACCGAGGAGGAACAGGAAGAAGGACCUGAGAGAGAACUACUGUCGUAACCCUGACAAUGCUACCUCAGGACCAUGGUGUUUCACUACAGACCCCAAUGUCAGACACCAGGACUGUGGAGUACCUCAAUGCUCACAAGUGGAGUGUGUGAGCUGUAACGGGGAGAGCUACAGAGGUCCCAUGGAUCACACAGAGACAGGGUGGGAGUGUCAGCGCUGGGACCUGGAGGAACCACACAAACACCUCUUCCACCCCAAGAGGUAUCCUGAUAAAGGCCUGGUUGAUAACUACUGUAGGAACCCAGAUGGACGUCAACGACCGUGGUGUUUCACCACAAACCCACACACACUCUGGGAGUACUGCAACAUCACAGCCUGCUCCACAGACAGUGUGGUAGAGGUGGAUGUGACUACUAGGUGUUUCCGGGGUCAAGGUGAGGGCUACAGAGGGUCAGUAGCAGUAACACCCAGUGGGGUGAUCUGUCAACGCUGGGACUCGCAGUACCCCCACAACCACUCAUACGUUCCACAGAACUACCGCUGCAAAGACCUGAGGGAGAACAACUGCAGGAACCCAGAUGGACGUGACCUCCCAUGGUGCUUCACUUCAGACCCUAACGUUCGCACAGCGUUCUGCACUAACAUCCCCCGCUGUGGCAAACAGAACACUGAACCUCAAGACUGCUACACGGGUAGUGGAGAGAACUACAGAGGCGAGGUUUCCAGGACCAGGUCAGGUCUUCCCUGUUCCCUCUGGAGCGACCACAGCAACAGUGGUGACAGAGAUGCGGCGGUGCUGACUGUCAGACAGGAGGGGAGUUUCUGUAGGAACCCAGACAGAGACACAUAUGGCCCCUGGUGUUACACUAACAGCACCGCUAUACCCUGGGACUACUGCAGCAUCAAACUAUGUGAACCAUCAGAGAACACCAUUCCACAGAAAGUGGAGGUGUCCAAGGUAUUGUGUUUCAUCCAUAAGAGGACCAGGAUAGUAGGAGGAGCUCCAAUUGCCAUUACAGAUGGAAGCUGGAUGGUCAGCAUACAGAAAGGGUCCAGUCACUGGUGUGGAGGUUCUCUUAUACGGGAGGAAUGGGUUCUCACUGACAGACAGUGUUUCUCCUCAUGUGUUCCAGACCUGAGUGAGUACCGUGUUUGGUUGGGUGUGUCAGACCUCCGUGGCUCGGCUCCUAACGGCACCUUCAAACAGGAAGUCUCCAUCUCCCAUGUGGUCUGUGGUCCUGAGGGCUCCAACCUGGCCCUCAUACGGCUGGCCAAGCCUGCCCUCCCUGCAGAUAGCGUUCACACCAUUCAGCUGCCGGUGGCUGGGUGCUCUAUUGCUGAGGGUACGAUGUGUAGCAUGUAUGGAUGGGGCGAAACCAAAGGGACGGGUCAUGAGGGUGUACUGAAGGUGGUCCAUCUACCCAUGGUCAGUAAUGAGAGGUGUAGAGAACAACACAGAGGGAACCUCCACAUCACAGACACCAAGAUCUGCGCUGGGGGGAGGAGGGACGAGGGGGUCUGUGAGAGGGACUAUGGCGGCCCCUUGGUGUGCCAGGAAGGAGAGAGCAGGGUCAUAGUCGGGGUCAGUGUCCAUGGCAGAGGCUGUGCCCGUGCCAACCGCCCUGGCAUCUUCAUCAACAUCCCCUUCUAUACACAGUGGAUCCACAAGGUGUUCAGACACUACCCUGAACCUCAGAUCAACUAGAGACUAACCUUUAUCCCAUCAUCAACUAGAGACUAGACCCAACCUUGAGUAAUCCUACAACCGGUGGAUCCAUAAGAUCCUCAGACACUAUCCUGACCCGUAACCUGAUCUGACCAACUAGAACCACCUUCAUAUAGACACAUUGUUGUGUAAGUCCAGUAAGGAACAGCUGAGUCCUCGUGCAUUUGAAAGGGGGGAAAAUGCAGCCGUAUUGUAAAUAUCAGACGCAACUCCAGACUUGAUGCUGGACUGCUAAAAGACUCAUCAUGGGCUUCUAUAUGUCUGUGGAGUGGAACAUAAUUGUGUUGAUAAAACUGCUGGAUUGAUCUUUAGAUAAUGUAAAUAUGUAUUGUUACAAACAUGCUACUAAGGACAACAGAGGUGUGGAUAUGUGGUUGGCCAACGACCAUGUCCUGAAGCUGGUAAGGUUUGGAGUCAGAAAGACGCUGUAGAUAAGAUGGUAAAAGUGGGAAUACACUUGAUUCCGGACGUUACUUGAAUGUACUGAAAACCAAAAGGCAGUAGCUCUCCACUUCUGUAGUGUGCUUCAGUAGGGCACUGUCAAGGGAACUAAAAUAUAGCUGGGUCGUUCCACCAAUUCGGUGCCUUUUGAGAAGUGUAAAACAUUUAAUUUGACCAAAUUUUAACAUUCUGCCACAAAGAGCACAUGUUCAACUUAAAAAAUUAAAAAAUUCCCCAUUUCAAGAGGUUAAAUAAAAAAAGGGUUGAUGAUUUCAUCUUAAAUCAGCCAUACAACCCUUGUGAAAUGGGGAUGGAAGCUAGUUGUGUGCAACAGGGAGUGUCAAUUGAAUGCCAGCUUCACAAAAUGUUUUAAAUUGUUUAAAAAUUUCGAGCCUGUCUAUCUAUGGGUAACAGUGUUGACGUGUUAUGCUCGACCUGCUCAGUUUUCCACCACAAAACACCAGAAAAUUGCCAAAAAGAGUAUAACCAGCUAACCUGCUUUUACAUUAUGAUUUGACUAUUAGAUGUUCAAAGUUUCUUUUGAUUAAAAUAUUUACGUAGGAAUAGUUUCACCAUAUUAAAAUUAGAGUUCAGUUCACAUAAACAGGUUUGACCUUAAAAUGAGGGACAGAGGUAAAUGAAUCACAAAUUACAUUAAAUAAAUAAUCAUCUUCAGAAAUGACUUUACAAAGCAACAAAAUAACUAGGACUUUACAAUGAUGGUGAAAACAUGGAGAAAUGUUGUGGUUAAGUGGGUUAAAAUCAUCCUAGAAGUCAUGGUGGGUUCACGAAAAAACAUGUAAAAAUGCUGACUUUAUCAAGUCUUUAUUCAUAUAAAAAUCUGAUAUAUUGAAUAUAUUGACAUAUUGAAUUCUCCAUGUGGUCUAUAUUGAAGGGCACUUCAUUUAAUGUAACAGACUUUUAAAAUGCAAUAUUGGUGCACAAUUUCUACUUUAAUAUCAAAGGGAAGCAAAAGGCUCUCUUUUCGUGGAACAACCCAGCUCUGUACAUCUGGGGGCAUUUUACUGUACUAUACCUAUAAGUGUCUCAGUGUAAAUAGUUUUCUGAGUUUAAAUCUGACAGGCUGAAUGUGAUAUGGGUCUUAUAGACCUGUGAGAGGAUGGGGACGUUGGCCUUUUUAGGAACAUGGAAAGAUCAACAUGAAGCCAUUGAAGGUAUAUACAGUACAUGUAUGUGUAAAUAUGUUUUAUUUCUGUGUAUGUAUUGUAAAGGUAAAAGGGUAUGCAGCUACAAGCCUUUCCAGUUUCCUCUAACCCUCUCCUUUCUAUCAAUUUUAACUCUCCUUGUCAUCUAUUCUCCCCCUCUCUCUUCCUGCAGUGAUGUAUUCUGUUUGAUACACACACACACACACACACACACACAUAAUCAGUCAUACUGAUUGUGUGUGUAUCAAACAGAAUGUGUGUGUGUGUGUGUGUUUUUGUAUGUGCGUGUGUGUGCGAGUGGGUUCUGUGAAAUCUAUCAGAGUGAGUUAUAUUCCCUCACCUCCCUCAGCCUCUGGCAGACAUCCAGUAACUAUCUACUCUGGAAAUGAAUUUUCACAGACUCUGUCACCGCAAACUGUUAUCAAAAUGGAGCUGUUGGCUACUGUAUGUUCAGUGUUAUUGUGAGAAUAUUAGCCUCUAUCUCUAUUACACAUUGAUCUGACUAUUUCACCUGUGAAUGUGAGUGGUCCCUCAAAGAACUAACCCCUACUUUAUAGCUUUAAUUGUAUUUCGUGUGUGUAUUUGUAAAUGUAGUGAAGUUGCAUUCUGUGUCUGUGUAUAUGUGUGAUGUGAAGUUUUCAUGCUGCUAUACAAGGUUGUAAAAUAUUACAUUAUAUGUACAUGUACACUAUAGGCUACUGUUCAUAUAUUGUUUUUCAUUUGAAUACUCCAUGUCAAUAUUACAGUACUAUGAUAUACCUGUA
Messenger RNA from Salvelinus fontinalis (brook trout), 4858 nucleotides. RefSeq names its product hepatocyte growth factor-like. The transcript has 18 exons. Gene Ontology annotation, biological process: proteolysis. Gene Ontology annotation, molecular function: serine-type endopeptidase activity; signaling receptor binding. The record is from RefSeq and is a predicted model, not a curated record. NCBI's taxonomy places the organism in Eukaryota, Metazoa, Chordata, Actinopteri, Salmoniformes, Salmonidae. The coding region runs from base 325 to 2466 and encodes 713 amino acids.